AAGCAUCUCUACUGCUACGGCCACCAAAUAUGCAAAGCGGAUGGAUGUGAUGCUUUCGUGCUGAUCGACGCUGCGAAUCGUGCGGCGAAGUACUGCUUUAAGCAUUACUGCGCGGUAUCUCCAGGGUGCGGCGGGGUACGUGUUGAGAGCGAGGGCGCGCAGGUAAUCCUUUACAUUGUGCCGACCAUGAGCCAUGUGAAGAACCUGGGUGUGAGGCCUUUCGUAUGAUGAAGGGGCGGGGAGAGAGGUCGAGACGUUGUGAGGAACAUUUGACCACAAAAUGCACUUUCCCAACCUGCACCCUCCUGACACUACCUAGCGCCACCGCAUGUCAGUACCACGUAUGCCGCGCCAUCGGCUGUCUCGUAACACUUUCACCCGCUCUCUUUUCCUCCACACCUACCAUCCCCUCUCCCAACUUUCCCCUUCAAUUCCCAACAACAGCAACAAACCCCGCCGUUGCGUUAGCCCCAUCAUCUCCAUUCUGCGACGCGCAUCGGUGUAUCGAACCCGGAUGUAAUAAUCCCAGUCUCAACGCCAUCACCACAACAACCAUACCUACAACAUCAACAACAACAGCCGGUGUAGCAGGAUUAGGAGGUGGUGGGAUGUACUGCAUAGAACACGCCCAUCGCUUAAACCACCGACACACAUAUAGACACGGACAUCCCCACCGGACCUGCCGCCACCACCACGGGCUAUGUUUCAGAGCGUCUGCAGGUGGCGGUUGUGGCUGGCCUGGAGAUAGUGGGGGUGGAUCUGAUAGUUCCGAUGAUAGCGAUGGCGAUGAUACGGUAACAGACCAUGGUGAUGAAUGUGGAGGGGGUGGCGGUGGUGAUGGCGGUGGGGGCGGUGGGGCUAUUAGUGUAGAUCUAGGGACGUGUGUGCAUUGUGCUGGUGGUGGCAGUGAUUGUGGUAGCCAUGGUAAGAAGAAAAGCUGUCAUAAGUGCGCGUAGUAGUGAGGGUAAAUCGGGUAGAGGUGGGUAUUGUCGAUAGAUUCAAAAAUACGUUGAAUUUCGUAGACAAACUCAUAGGGCGUCUUCUCGUCCAUCUUAAAGCAAGCCUCCUCGAGUUGCUGUUCAACGGGAGAAAUACCUGCCCGUCGAUCCCUCCUAAUAUUCCAAGGCCAAUCUUCAGCACGUCACCGAAUUACAGCCAGCCGCAAAUAUCACAACACAGCCCAUCAAAUACACUAUACAUAAUCCCAUUCA
Messenger RNA from Hypoxylon trugodes, 1211 nucleotides. RefSeq lists its product as uncharacterized. The transcript has 3 exons. The coding region runs from base 225 to 956 and encodes 243 amino acids. Lineage: Eukaryota; Fungi; Ascomycota; Sordariomycetes; Xylariales; Hypoxylaceae. The record is from RefSeq and is a predicted model, not a curated record.